This is a messenger RNA of Colossoma macropomum (tambaqui), 1220 nucleotides long. RefSeq names its product gap junction beta-4 protein-like. Gene Ontology annotation, cellular component: connexin complex. The record is from RefSeq and is a predicted model, not a curated record. Lineage: Eukaryota; Metazoa; Chordata; Actinopteri; Characiformes; Serrasalmidae. Gene Ontology annotation, biological process: cell communication. The transcript has a single exon. The coding region runs from base 169 to 987 and encodes 272 amino acids.
UGAUGUUUACUUACUGCACUGAGUUGCUCACACUUCAGUCACAUAAUAGCUGAAGCGAGUGGCACACCUCAGGCAGUUGUACCAGCAUAAACCAACAGUAGUGUUGGAAGCAAAGCCUGCUGAAAUCAGCUGUUUGUGCUCUAGAUUCAGGCCACUCAGCUUUUAAAAAUGAACUGGGCUUUUUUUCAGGGUCUUAUUAGUGGCGUGAACAAGUACUCGACAGCAUUCGGACGCAUCUGGCUGUCGGUGGUGUUCAUCUUUCGUCUGAUGGUGCUGCUGGUGGCAGCAGAGAAGGUGUGGGGCGAUGAGCAGAAGGACUUUGACUGCAACACCAGGGAGCCAGGCUGCCACAACGUCUGCUACGACUAUUUCUUCCCCGUGUCUCACUCCCGACUGUGGGCGCUGCAACUCAUCUUUGUCACCUGCCCUUCUCUCCUGGUGGUCCUGCAUGUGGCCUACAGGGACGACCGUGAGAGGAAGCACCAGCUGAAGUACGGUGAGGGCUGUCCCCACCUCUACCAAGACACCAGUAAGAAAAGAGGUGGGCUGUGGUGGACAUAUCUCUUCAGCCUCAUAUUUAAGAUGUCCGUGGAUGCCGUCUUCAUCUUCCUCGUCUUCUACAUCUAUGAGGCCAACUUCUUUCCUUUGCUGGUGAGGUGUAAAGUGCCUCCCUGCCCUCAGGUGACAGACUGCUACAUCGGCCGCCCCACAGAGAAGCGCAUCUUUACGGUCUUCCUGGUGGUGAUCAGUUUAGUCUGCAUCUUGCUGACCUUGUGUGAGAUACUGUACCUCGUUUGUAAGCGCUGCCAUGAAUGUGUCGUUUCACACAAGAUCAACAAACCAGAGAGCCAAAUCCCAACCAUCUCUUCUCUGGCUAGCAAACAAAAUCAAGAAAACAUGCAGGAGAAGUCUCUGUUAGACAAAGCUAACGGUCAUUCCCCCACUGAGGACAUCAGCGCUCCGGCUUACAGUUUGGCCAUCUCCUGAACUGUGUCCAGAAGGUUACAGAAAAUACCAUGAAACCAAGAGAGGUGACCAAAGACAAGGAACUGUAUUACAUUCAAUUCGUGUAAACUGUAGAUUUUUUUUUUUGUUUUUUAUGUGUUUGUAUUUGGCAAUGUUUUAAUGCCGUGAUGAGAAUAUCAAAUUAAUAUAAUCGUGUGAUAUGUAACUAAAAUAUGGAAAUUGUAUUGGAAUAAACAUUAAUUAAACAAAUCUUC